Molecule: messenger RNA, 2335 nt
Organism: Odontomachus brunneus
Lineage: Eukaryota; Metazoa; Arthropoda; Insecta; Hymenoptera; Formicidae
Product: odorant receptor 9a-like
Exons: 5
Coding region: 1564-2298 (244 amino acids)
Biological process (GO): detection of chemical stimulus involved in sensory perception of smell; sensory perception of smell
Cellular component (GO): plasma membrane
Molecular function (GO): olfactory receptor activity; odorant binding
Source: RefSeq, a predicted model, not a curated record
AAACAGUAGGGUUAGCCUACACAUAAAUCUGGUUGUGCCAACCAGACUUAAUAGUAAAAUACGGGACAAUUAAUUAUGUAAUUGCUGCAGUCGCUGAGCAAUUGCUGAGAUAUUGUGACGACAUCUGGUUGUUCUAAUUAAAAUAUAUCCAUGGUAAAUAAAUGCCAACUUAAUCUAUUUUUGUUUGCCACAACCAGAUCACGUACAACUACAUUGAUGCAAUUGAUGCACUAAAGUAACCAAGUCAUAUCAACCAUACACAUUACUAUCAUACAAAGAUAAUUAGGAUGAUGCAACUAUGCUGCUCACAACUAAAUACUUCUGUUUAUGUGCACCUUAUAUUUUUUCCCGUAUAGAUUGUAACUGUGAUUAAACAGUGACACACAUUAAAUAUAGACGCUAAUAAGUGUCAUUUUUUAUUUCUGUUCCUCUCUUUAUUGUUAUUUUUCUCAUUUCCUGUGAUAAUAAUCCUUAUAACAAAUAAUUUUAUACUAACGUUAAUUUUUCAGAUUUUUCUGUAUAAUUUUGUUCGAUUUUUAAAAUAUAAUAAAAUAUCACGUUUUACUGUGCACAGGACAUGUUUCGUGGUGGCGGAAAUAGGAAAACGUCACAUAAUUAUACAUCUUAAAUGUUAUUUCCAGUUGCUGGUAUUUGUAACAACACAGUACAAUUUAACCUUCUUCUCAGAAUAUUUGGGUAUACUUUUCCUAGUAUUCUUUCCACACUAAAGUAUUGCCUGUUUGUCAUUCAAGCGAAAAGUGUAUGUCACACGUAGGCAAGCUAUUUAUUUAUUUUGUUGUAUGGCAUAUAACGUAAAUCGUAUUUUGUAAUAGUUAGUAAAAUGAAAGAAAAGAAAAUGAAAUAAACAGGUGAAACGAUUCCUGGACGAAAUCGAAGAUGACUGGAGCUCGAUGAAAAAUAAAUUAGAAAUUGACAUUUUAAAAAAGUAUGCUUCCGACUUGAGAUUUAUCACGAUACUAGUUAUGUGUAAGAGUCACUACUCUUAAUACAACCUAAUACUAUUAUUAAUCCGUUAUUUCCACGCGCUCAAUUUACGCGAUGCAAAUAACGCCCGAAUAUAUUUCGAACAGCUUUUCUGCAUAAUUUAAAUUUUCUACUGCGUUUGAUAUAUUUCUUUUAAAAGUAAUAAAAUUUCUUUUAUACAAAGUAUCUGUCAAUUUGUUGCGAAACUGCGGUAUACAGAUAGAUUAGAUUAGAUGAAACAAUACAUUUAUCUACUAUUUUGCAAAUAACACGUACAGUUUUUUAAUUAAUAUGAUUAAAUAAGAUUGGCGGACCAUUGCGUGCAAUUUUUCACCAAUCUUUUUUAACUAAUAAUUGAAAGUUUCACAUGGUUGUUUGCAAAAUGAUAGAAGACUUUUAUGUUCAGUUUUAUUUAAUCUACCUACAUACCACGGACACUCUGUAUAUAUUCGUGUUGUUAUAUCAUACACAUAUCAUUGUAUAGUGUAUCUUAUAAAUUUAAAACAUCACUUGACAACUUUUUCCACAGUGUUUUGCUACUUUGGCAUAUUCAUUUACGGGACGCUUCAAUUCCUACCGAUGAUUCUCGAUGUAAUGGCGCCGUUAAAUGAAUCACGACCCCGUCAACUUAUCGUGAUGACGGAAUACUUUGUCAACCAGGACAAAUAUUUCUACAUUAUUUUCUUGCACGAGUUUAUAAGCUGCAGCAUAGGAGCGAUCACGUUGUGCAGCACCGGUACUACGCUCAUGAUAUACAUUUACCAUGUGUGUGCGCUUUUCAAGAUAGCCAGCCAUCGGAUAGAAUACGCAUUCGUGAAGAGAGCGCUAGAGACUCGUAUUCCUGGAAAAAAGUGUCUACUUUAUCGGAGGAUCGUGCAUGCAGUCGUUAUCCAUCGGAAAGCCACCAAGUUUAUCGAAAAUUUGACGUCUGAAUUUGUUCCAAUAUUCCUUGUUCUUAUUUCGGUUGGCGUUUGCUCUCUGAGUUUCAGUUUGUUUCAAUUUUUCCAAUUGAUAACGUUAACCGACGAUACCGACGAGAUGUUUAUAUUUGCUAUACUCAUCUUUGCUAACUUGACCUAUAUGUUUACCAUUAGUUACGGUGGCCAGGAAGUAAUGGAACACGGAAUACAAUUUUUCCGAACAACCUAUAAUGUACCGUGGUACGCAGCACCGUUGCAAAUACAGAAAUUGCUAUUGCUUAUAAUGAGAAAAGGAACGAGAAACGUCACUUUCACCUGCGUUGGUGUAUUAGAUGCCUCCCUGCAAGGUUUUGCUUCGGUAAAACUCAAACUCCGUUCACAACGAGAUAAUUGAACUUUAACGCGGGUCUAAUGGACAGCAUAAUGUGUCC